Molecule: messenger RNA, 2500 nt
Organism: Monomorium pharaonis (pharaoh ant)
Lineage: Eukaryota; Metazoa; Arthropoda; Insecta; Hymenoptera; Formicidae
Exons: 6
Coding region: 90-2018 (642 amino acids)
Biological process (GO): maturation of 5.8S rRNA; maturation of LSU-rRNA
Cellular component (GO): preribosome, large subunit precursor; Las1 complex
Molecular function (GO): endonuclease activity
Source: RefSeq, a predicted model, not a curated record
GAACGGUUGUAAAUUACAACUUGUAAUGCUUGGAUAACCUGACCUGGUGCACGUGGUGUAAAAGAAGCACGUGGUGUGAAACGUGAAGCAUGUCGCUGUCCAAAAGACAGGACGGUGUAAAGCAGGUGCCAUGGUUAUCUCCGGUGGAAUGGCAUAAUGUGUACAGACAGAUUUAUUCCAACGACCCAGAUGAACAGGUGAAGGCCUAUGAGACACUUUUAGCGUGGAAAGCUAGGAUGCCAAAACUCCCAGUUGGUGUAGAUUGCACUUUGUCAAUUUUGCAAGUGUGUCUCCGUGAUCGCGAAUGGACAUCCAAAAUCGACAGUGGUGAAUUGCCUAUGUACUGCGAGAACGAUUUGAGCCUGAUGUAUUCAACUACAAUAAUGAGAUUCUUAAAUCACUUCUGCAACAUAGGGCAUACAAAGCAGACAUCUAUGUUUAAGAUAGCCAACCAACUGAAAAUCCCAGAAUGGAUAGUUGAGUUGAGACAUAAGACUGCCCAUGGACACGAAUUGCCAUCCAUUGGAGUACUAAGAAUAGCAAUUAAUAUAUUGCUUCAUUGGUUGCAUGAUGAAUAUUGGGCACCUGAGGCACAUGCAAUGGAAAAAUGUUACAUGAAAGAAGCUGAAGAAGAAGAAUCUGAAGUGCAAAACUUCACUGAUGUAAUCGAACUUUGGUCAGCUGUUAGUUUAUAUGUUGACGCUGGUUAUAAUUUAGUGUCAGAUUUACCAGAGAUACAAUUACGGGAAAUAUUGCAAGAAUUACGCACGCACAUGCUGAUGCAGUGUAAAAGUAAAAUCUCAGACAAUGAUGAGAAUGAAUAUAUAUCCGUUUACAAAAAAACUAUAAAGAUUGAUAAAGAAUAUAAUUUGCAAACUGCACAAGCUUUACUUUUAUCCAAGAUAUCUCUGGAUAUGAAUGAAUCUUUGAGUACAGUAUAUGAGAAGAGCGACGCAAUAUGUAACGCGUUAUUUAGCAAUAAAGUUUUUCUACCAAAUUUAGACAUCAUGAGAGUUUUUCGACAAAAUGAGAAGAGGAGUAUUAAUUUGAAAAGGAAGAUUUUACCUUUCAAAAUGCUUCGAUUCUGGAAAGACAUCAUUUUUUUAUUACAUGAAAGAGAGAUGCUAGAAACAUUGUUGUUUAAGUUGCUCAGUAUUGUGGACCAAGAACGUGAAGAUAAGGAAAAAAGAAAUCUUGCUGCCUUAUGGAUAAGUUCUAUCUUCUAUAGUUUUGUUCAACUGGAUAUUGUUCAAAGUACUUCUCAUACCAUGGAGUAUGAAUUGCAAAAGGAUAAUAUAAAACUAGACACGAAGACUUUAAGUAACCUUCUCAAAGAACGCAUACACUCUAAACAUCCAUACUUGAAAAACAUCCUGUGGCUGGACAUAUCAAGUACUAUACCGGACUUUCUUCUUGAUAUUAAUUUUUUAUCAAGACUUCUAUUAAAUGUGAACGAAUUCUCUGCAAGAUUGGUAGAACCAAUUUUAAAGUUGUUUACACCAAGAAUAGAUGUGCAAACAAAAAGACAUUUGUUAAAUUUGCUUGAAAUUUACACAUUCCAAAAGGACAAUAGUGAAGAUAACAACAUUGAUAGUGAUAAAAUAUUUAGUAUCGAAGAUUUCGAUCCAAGUCCAACAGUAAACAAAGUGCAGAUACAUAAAAUAAAACUUCAAAAGAAAACUGCUCACUUAUUAGCAGAUCAAAUAAUCCGUAAUUCACAUUGGAAGCCAGCACAUGGUAAUUAUCAAUGGAUCGAAUGUCCCAUUGGAUUACUGCCAUGGCAAAUUGACUCAUUAAAAAGUUUGGAACCUCUCAAAUUGAAUCCAUCGAGACACUCCGUUUCACUUCUGGAUUCUCAAAUAGUCGCCGGUAUUGUAAAUCAUAAGAAGUUAAAAAUGCAAAGUCGUAUUAAUUGGGACAAUGUAUUGCGAAAGAAAAGGAGAGUAAAGACGAAACAUAAGAGUGUCGCAGAUAUUAUAAUGAACAGAGCAUUAGACAUUGUCACAAACCAGUCAUAAUUCAGAUAUUGUGGAUGUAAGAGAAUGUUAUUACCUAUUGCAUUGCUUGUAUUUCAAUAAAUAAAGUUAUGUAUAAUUUAUAAAAGUUUACAAUAUGAAGUUGUCUGUCUGUGAUACAUAUUUUAUCAUCAGCGACAAAAGAAUAAAAAAAUAAUCUGAAGUAAAGAAAAAAAUAUGUAGAAAAAUAUUAGAUAUGUUGCAGAGGGUAAAGUAUGAAAGUAUGUCGUUAAGUAUUUGAACGUAUUUGCAAAUUAACUCUAGUAAUAACCAUAUUUAUUUAAAUAUUUAUUUUUUUGAUGUAUAUAAUUAUCACACCAUAACAGUUAUUGGUCCAGGCCAAUAAACUAAGAAGCAGAAGACCAUAUAACAAUCAAAUAUAUUAAAUUACAUAAGUUAUAUCUGUGUAUAAAAGUAUUAAGUUCGUUUAGUAUCACAACAUAUCCAAGCACCAUCGCGCAUCGCUAUUUCUCGAAUUAGAUAGA